AUAACAGGAAGAGAAAAUAAGGAUUCCUGCUGUUGCAUUUUGUAGUGACAGAUUUAAACGAAUAAUAUAUUUGUUCAACAUACAGAAGACCGUGAUGGCUGCCAUAAUCACAGAAACACAAAGCAUAAAAGAAGCAGUAACUUCCAUCAACACAAUUGAACUGAAUAAAUUCUCCAGACUACUUUCACGAAUUCUGCAGAAACUUCACCUGAAGGAAGAGCGUACGUUCAGUGAGGAGGAAGAACAGAAACUGCAGAGUGCUUUGUCAUUGGACAAGCAGGAUCUCAGUCUAGUGCUGGAUACAACUGCCUUCAUUCUAGAACAGGCUGUCUAUCAUAAUGUGAAGCCUGCAUCCCUGAAGCAGCAGCUGGAGAAGAUCCAUCUUUCCCCAGAGAAGGCGGAGGCCUUCUGCCAGGCCUGGACCGCUGUCUGCCCAGAUGUCGUGGAGAAAGUCAGGCAGAGGAUUUUUGCUCCCAAAAAGCUGGAACAUGUCGGAUGGCAGCUCAACCUUCAGAUGGCCAAGUCCACCCAAGCCAAGUUGAAGGAUCCACAUGCAGUGCUGGAGCUCGGUGUCAGAAAUGAGGAUUCUGAGAGUGUGGUGGAGAAAGUGUUUGUGGAGUUCAGCCACCAGGAGUUGCUUCAGUUCUACAACCAGCUGGAGACGGUUCAAGCCCAAUUGGACUCCCUCACCUGAUGCGGGUUCCAUUCUAUUUCUAUAUGAUGACAGCUAUGGAAGAAGCAGUGUUGUCAUUAAAAUUCCCCAUGCACACUGACAGGACACCUAUCAUAACAAUGUGAUGGUAUAAUAAGGGAGAUCUCACAUUUCCCUGUUUGUUGAGAGCAAAGGAUGUGCGUGUGUGUGUAUAGAACUGUAAUCCAACUACAUUUCAUCCUUCAAUGAAACUAUUUUUCUACCUGUGUUUUCCGAUGUGCAACAUGAAUGUUGCUGGUGAAAUUCAGGCAAUGUUAUUUUUUAGGAAUGUUUCUAUAUGAAUGCUGAUGAAAUGUUACUAAUGUACAAACACUGAACAUGAUAUCAUGUAUAUGUAAUCUAAAGCACUAGAGGAAUAUAAAACAUGUUGUAAUC
Messenger RNA from Oncorhynchus mykiss (rainbow trout), 1087 nucleotides. RefSeq names its product COMM domain containing 10 (gene commd10). NCBI's taxonomy places the organism in Eukaryota, Metazoa, Chordata, Actinopteri, Salmoniformes, Salmonidae. The record is from RefSeq and is marked provisional.